This is a messenger RNA of Lotus japonicus, 3798 nucleotides long. Its product is annotated as probable LRR receptor-like serine/threonine-protein kinase At1g74360. Bases 3 to 3476 code for a protein of 1157 amino acids. The record is from RefSeq and is a predicted model, not a curated record. Gene Ontology annotation, biological process: protein phosphorylation. Gene Ontology annotation, molecular function: protein binding; ATP binding; protein kinase activity. The transcript is spliced from 2 exons. NCBI's taxonomy places the organism in Eukaryota, Viridiplantae, Streptophyta, Magnoliopsida, Fabales, Fabaceae. Gene Ontology annotation, cellular component: plasma membrane.
AAAUGAUAAAAAAAAAACAAGAUCAAAGACACGACCAUUCUUGUUCAAAGUUCAAUUUUUCUUGUCCCCCACCACAACCUGAUGACAGGCCACUCCAACAAAACAAACACCUCAAUGUCUUCAACUUGAAUUUCCUCAUAGUUUCUAUUCUACCACUUUAUAGAUUCACUCAAGCACAAGAUCAGUUUUAUUUGCUCAUAGAAGAAAACACCAAUCACACAAGAGAACGAUCAUUGAUGUCAGAGCACUUCCUGUUACUCUGUUUUUUCAUUCUUUUCUCAGGUAAACUGGUUGCUGGUGAUUAUUCAUUGGACACAGACAAACAAGUUCUGCUGAGUCUGAAAUCCUACUUGGAAAAUCAAACAGUUGCAAACAAAGGAGGGUACAUAAACUGGAACAAGAACAGUUCAAAUCCUUGUGAGUGGUCAGGAAUCUCUUGCAGCCUCUUCAAUGGUACAACUUGGAGGGUUGUGAGAGUGGAAAUCUCAGCUAGUGAGAUAGCAGGUACGAUAUUCCAGAACUUCUCUCACCUCACUGAGCUUACACACCUUGAUCUCUCUUGGAAUUCACUCUCUGGGGUCAUUCCUGAGGAUUUGAACCGGUGCCAGAAGCUUGUGUUUCUCAAUCUAUCGCGUAAUAUCCUCGAGGGGGAGCUGAAUUUGAGUGGCUUGAAGCGCUUGCAAACACUGGAUUUGUCUGUGAAUAGAAUUCAUGGUUGGAUUGGGUUGAGUUUCCCUGACAUGUGUGAUAGUUUGGUCACUUUGAAUGUUUCACAGAAUCACUUCACAGGAAGGAUUGAUGAAUGCUUUGAAGAGUGCUUGAAAUUGCAGUACUUGGAUUUGAGCAGCAAUAAUCUGAGUGGGGGUUUGUGGAGUGGAAUUUCAAGGCUGAAGGAGUUUUCAGUUUCAGAGAACAAUCUCAGAGGGGUUGUUGCUGUUCCUUCUUUUCCAGGGAAUUGUAGCCUUGUAAAAUUGGAUCUUUCAGUUAAUGGGUUUGUUGGUGAAGCCCCAAAGGAGGUUGCUAACUGCAAGAAUUUAGAGAUUCUCAAUCUUUCUAACAACAUUUUUACCGGAGAUGUUCCCGAAGAAAUCGGUUCCAUUUCGGGUCUUCUUUCGUUGUUCUUGCAGAAUAACAGUUUCUCAAGAGAAAUUCCGGAGACCCUUUUGAGCUUGACCAAUUUAUUUAUCUUGGAUUUAAGCAGGAACAAGUUUGGUGGUGAGAUACAAGAGAUUUUUGGGAAAUUCAAGCAAGUGAAGUUUCUUCUGCUGCACUCAAAUUCUUACACUGGAGGAUUGAACACAUCAGGGAUUUUCUCAUUGACAAACCUUAGCCGCUUAGACCUAAGCUUCAACAACUUUUCAGGUCCAUUACCAGCUGAAAUCUCUCAAAUGUCAAGUCUCACGUUCUUAACUUUAACCUACAAUCAGUUCAGUGGACCUAUUCCUUCUGAAUUGGGAAAAUUGACUCACUUGCUAGCACUUGAUCUUGCCAACAACAGUUUCAGUGGACCAAUCCCACCAAGCCUUGGAAACUUGAGCUCUCUCUUGUGGCUAAUGCUUGCAAACAAUUCACUAACAGGAGAAAUCCCACCAGAGUUGGGAAACUGCUCAAGCAUGCUAUGGUUGAACCUGGCAAACAACAAACUCUCAGGAAAAUUUCCUUCUGAAUUAACCAAAAUUGGAAGAAAUUCUCUUGCCACAUUCGAAUCUAAUCGUAGACGUAUCGGUCGAGUUUCGGGUAAUAGUGAAUGUUUAUCAAUGAGGAGAUGGAUACCUGCUGAUUACCCUCCAUUCAGCUUUGUGUAUUCAAUCCUUACAAGGAGGAAUUGUAGAGCCAUUUGGGACAGAUUGCUCAAAGGUUAUGGUGUUUUCCCUGUGUGCACAUCUGAAUACUCUUCUAGAUCAUCUCAUAUAUCUGGUUAUGUUCAGCUAAGGGGGAACCAGCUGAGUGGUGAAAUUCCACCAGAAAUUGGGACCAUGAUGAACUUCAGUAUAUUGGAUUUGGGGGAUAACAUGUUCUCUGGGAAGUUUCCUCAAGAGAUGGUGAGUUUGCCACUUGUUGUAUUGAACAUGACCAGAAACAAUUUUUCUGGUGAAAUUCCAAUGAAAAUUGGCAACAUGAAGUGCUUGCAGAAUUUGGAUCUGUCUUGGAACAAUUUCUCAGGGACAUUUCCUUCAAGUUUGGUUAACUUGGAUGAGCUUAGCAGGUUCAACAUCUCAUACAAUCCCUUCAUAUCUGGUGUGGUUCCACCAUCUGGACACUUGCUUACAUUUGAUUCAUAUUUGGGUAACCCCCUCUUAAACCUCCCAACUUUCAUUGAUAACACCCCAGAUGAAAGAAAUAGGACUUUUCACAAACACCUGAAAAAUAAAUCCACAACAGGUCCUUUCUGUGUGGCUCUGACACUUUCUAUCCUGUUCUUUGGACUUCUUCUCACAACAGUUUGUUUCUUAUUAAAAAGAAAAUCUGCCGAACCCGGAUUCGACAAAAGCCAGGGUCAUGAGGAUUCAAGUAGCACAGGAGGAACAGGAUCAUCGCCAUGGAUGUCUGAUACUGUUAAGAUAUUCCACUUAAACAACACAAUUUUCACACAUGCGGACAUCUUGGAAGCAACAGGAAACUUCACAGAGAAGAGGAUCAUAGGAAAAGGUGGGUUUGGAACAGUGUACAGAGGGAUUUUCCCUGAUGGGAGAGAAGUGGCUGUGAAGAAGCUCCAAAGAGAAGGAAUAGAAGGUGAGAAAGAAUUCAGAGCUGAAAUGCAGGUUCUCAGUGGUCAUGGAUUUUCAUGGCCCCAUCCAAACCUUGUCACACUCCAUGGUUGGUGUCUCUAUGGUUCACAGAAGAUACUGGUCUAUGAGUACAUAGGAGGUGGAAGCUUGGAGGAUGUUGUGACUGACACAGCUAAGUUUACAUGGAGGAGGAGAAUAGAAGUGGCAAUUGAUGUGGCUAGAGCACUAGUGUACUUACACCAUGAGUGCUACCCUUCUAUUGUGCACAGAGAUGUGAAGGCUAGUAAUGUUUUAUUAGAGAAAGAUGGUAAAGCCAAAGUCACAGAUUUUGGACUUGCUAGAGUUGUUGAUGCUGGAGAUAGUCAUGUGAGCACUAUGGUGGCUGGCACAGUGGGGUAUGUUGCACCAGAAUAUGGACAGACAUGGCAAGCUACUACAAAAGGGGAUGUUUACAGUUUUGGGGUGUUGGCUAUGGAGCUUGCAACAGGGAGAAGAGCAGUGGAUGGAGGAGAAGAAUGUUUGGUGGAACGGGUUCGGCGUGUUACAGGUUCUGGAAGACAUGGGUUGAACUUGAGUCCCUCUAGGCUAGUUGGGGGAGCAAAGGAGAUGGGGAAGCUGCUACAAGUUGGGUUGAAGUGCACACAUGACACACCACAGGCUAGGUCUAACAUGAAGGAGGUUCUAGCUAUGCUGAUUAAGAUAUACAACAACCACAAUGGAGACUCAAAUUAUGAGCACCUAGUUUAGUCUUGUGACUAAACAAGGUGCUCAUUUAGCAUGCAAGCAAACCAAAGAGUACUUAUUGGAGCUAAUUUAGUGUAUUUUAUAGUAGAUAAGCUCUAAUAAGCUCCAAUAAGCCCGUAUUCAAACGGGCUCUAGGAAACUAAACACCAGUUGUAUUUUGUUUUUUAAAUGUGCACAGUGUAGAUUGCAAUACAGUAUAGAUAGAGAAUACAUAUCAUACACAGUUGAUUCUUCCAUUGUGUAAAGAAAGUUCAUCAUUCUUGUCAUUGUAACUUCAGUGUAACACCUUCAAUUUGAUUAAUGAUUAGCUUCUCUGUUCACUUUA